This is a messenger RNA of Orbicella faveolata, 2000 nucleotides long. RefSeq lists its product as uncharacterized. NCBI's taxonomy places the organism in Eukaryota, Metazoa, Cnidaria, Anthozoa, Scleractinia, Merulinidae. The record is from RefSeq and is a predicted model, not a curated record.
UGCAGGUGUUAAUGCUUAUGGAGAUGCCUCUGAGGAACUGGCAAUAGAUCUUUUCUAUUGGUUAAAGAGCUCACCCUCUCGAAGAGAAGAUUACAUCCAUGUAUUCAGUGAUCUUGGACUUGAUGAAGAGUUAUUUAUCCGGCAUGUACAAUGUAGGUGGCUCACACUUAUUCCUGCAUUAGACAGAAUUGUCAAGAAAUGGGAAGCGAUCAAGAAGUACUUCUGGGAAGAAUUGCCCAAGCAACAGAAGCCCUCAAAGACCUUGGAGAAGAAUGACCGGCACAAUCGCAUAUGUAGAAAACUAAGGGACAAGUCCUUCCCAGUGCAGUUGGCUUUUCUUGUGUCUGUGAAGUCAAUCUUUAAGAAGUUUCUAUGCUUCUUCCAGAGUGAAGGGCCACUGAUUCACCUACUGCGUCAUACAAUGUGUGAACUACUGAAGUCCCUAAUGGGUCGCUUUCUCAAGACCCAAGUCCUGGCAGACAAAGAGCGGAAGCACCUGCUGGCAAUAGACUAUUCCAAGCCAGAUAACCAACUUUCCAUGUCACAGAUGGAAGUAGGAGAGAAAACGCGAUCAGCUCUGUCCAAGCUGUCUCAUGACCAACAGAAGAAAGCUCUUCUAGGAAUGAAACAGUUCUAUGUGGACACCACAAAGUAUCUGAUUGGCCAUCUAACAUUAGACAACAAGCUUUUGAGAGAUGUCUCUUUCCUGCAUCCAGUUCUUAGGGAUAGCAAGCAUGGAGUACAAGCUAUACGUAGACUGGCAGUUAUGAUGCCAACACUAUCAGAAGAAGAAGUUGCUUUGGUUACAGAUGAGUGGAAAGUGUACCAGGCUGGGCAAGUCGACGAGGAGAGUGCCACAAGAAGAGUUGACCAUUACUGGGCAGAUGUGUUCCAGGAGAAAUCUCUGCAGGGAGAAUGCAAGCAUUCCGUUCUUCAGAAGCUUGUGAAAGGCCUUCUCUGUUUAGCUCAUGGCAAUGCGGAUGUAGAACGAAGUCGUUCUGCAAACAAGAAGACAGUUACUCCUGACAGAACUUCUCUUGGUGAGUUGACAAUAAAUGGUUUGCGUACUGUGAAAGAUCAUGUCAAGGUGUCUGGAGAGCCACAAAAUGUUAAGAUCACAAAAGGGUUGCUUGAAGCAUCGAGAGAUGCACACAAGGCACAUGCAAAGAGGCUUGCUGAUGAGAGGGAAGAGCUGGCAAAAAACGGAGAAUGGAAGAAUCAGAGAAAGAGAUGCACAGGGAAAUUGAGAAACAGAAAGAAAAAGAAGUAGAGAAGUUGGAAAAAGGAAGACUAAAUUUGUCUGACAGAGAGAAAGAAUUGACGAAGGCUGAAAAACAGAAAGACAGUGAGCUACACAUUGCUAAAACACUCUAUAAAGAAGCAAAUGAACGACUUUCACAGGCAAUUAAGGACAAAAACUUCAACAAGGCUGCAAUAGCUCAAGGGCUACUUAAAGUUGCCAAGCAAAAGUUGGAAUAUGCAGUGGAGCAAACCAAAGAGUGUUCAAACAAGAGAGUUGAGCUUGACAAAAACAAAGAGACUCCUUGAAGACUACUCCAAGCAUCUAUCUACCAAAAAGAGGAAAGACUAAGUGUGGAGGACAUUUAUAUGAUGUACAUUUAAAGUGUAGUAAUGUUGUACCCAUGAAUACUUUGAGAGCAUGGUGGUAAUGCAUGAGUUCAGUAGCAUUGUUGAGAUUACAAGAAAUGAUUGAUGUGAUCAAGAACGUUUGCUUGGAUGAAUUUAAGACUGAAUGUGUUAAGAAUGUAAAGUUUGAGAUUAUUUCCAACAGCGUGCUCUCUGGUGUUGGAACAGAGGAGGCUAUUGCAUUCUGAAUAACACUAUCCUUUAGUGUAUCAGCUGUUUAAUAUUCUGUUUUGUUGAGUGUAGAAAAUGCAGACAGAUAAGGCAAUAAAAAGGAUCUUUUUGCUUUAUAUGUGUUGAAAAUACUUUUUAAAAAUCCCUAUAUUCCCCCUAUAUUUUUUAAAAUUCCCCUAUAU